CUCGCCAACCUGAUCCUGAACGAAAUCAUGAUCGACGGAGCUGCUGUCACCUGGGACGAUAUUGCGGGCCUCACAUUCGCAAAACAAGCAUUGAAGGAAAUCGUGAUAUUGCCAGCCUUGCGGCCAGAGCUCUUUACUGGACUGAGAGCACCCGCCAAAGGAGUUUUGCUUUUUGGACCCCCAGGAACCGGUAAAACUAUGCUAGCAAAGGCGGUCGCACAGGAAUCCAAGUCAACAUUUUUUUCGAUCAGCGCCAGCUCUCUUACCUCCAAGUUUGUGGGCGAAUCAGAAAAGCUGGUCAGGACGCUCUUUGCGAUCGCAAGGGAGCUACAGCCGGCCGUCAUCUUUAUCGAUGAGAUCGAUUCCAUAUUGACGGAGCGGUCUGAAAACGAACAUGAGGCCAGCAGGCGGCUCAAGACCGAAUUUUUGUUGCAAUUUGAUGGAGCAGGAUCCAAUUCUGACGACCGCGUUCUCGUGAUGGGCGCCACCAACCGACCCCAGGAACUGGACGAAGCAGCACGGCGUCGGUUCGUGAAGCGCAUUUAUAUCCCUUUACCCGAGUCAGAAACACGGCGUUCUUUGCUCAUGAAGCUGUUAUGCGGGCAGGAUUAUCACCUCUCAACAAGCGAGAUGAAUAGGUUGGUGCAGCAGACAGAGGGCUAUUCAGGCUCGGACAUCACGGCGCUCGCCAAGGAUGCAGCAUUGGGACCACUCCGGUCACUGGGAGAGACAUUGUUGGAUACGCCUGCAGAUCAGGUACGACCGAUCCAGUACCAGGACUUUGUGCACGCGCUGCAGACGAUCCGACCAUCGGUCAGUCCACAGAGUCUUCAGUCCUUUGAGGAAUGGAAUCGCGAAUACGGUGCUGGUAUCCGAGGAUAA
This is a messenger RNA of Gamsiella multidivaricata, 882 nucleotides long. RefSeq names its product P-loop containing nucleoside triphosphate hydrolase protein. The transcript is spliced from 4 exons. Lineage: Eukaryota; Fungi; Mortierellomycota; Mortierellomycetes; Mortierellales; Mortierellaceae. Gene Ontology annotation, cellular component: microtubule cytoskeleton. Gene Ontology annotation, molecular function: ATP hydrolysis activity; ATP binding. The record is from RefSeq and is a predicted model, not a curated record. The annotation marks the transcript as partial.